AUGAGAUUCGUGAGCGAACUUCCAUAUUUCAGGUAUCGGGAGGUCUCAACACUGUAUUCACGCCUUCAGCGACGUCUCAAACAUCAUGAACUGGAGACCGUGCAUGCCAAUGUGAAGGGCCAAAUACGUCAAAAAGAGAAUGGAAUUAGCAACAGAAGUGCAGCGAAUCGCGUAUUGCAUGUUUGUCCCUCUGAUGAUUGCAACGGACCAGACUCUUCAUUUGAUCGGCUCCAUGACCUCAUCCGACAUUAUGGAAAACGUAGGUGA
Pochonia chlamydosporia 170 is the source of this 267-nucleotide messenger RNA. RefSeq lists its product as hypothetical. Lineage: Eukaryota; Fungi; Ascomycota; Sordariomycetes; Hypocreales; Clavicipitaceae. The record is from RefSeq and is a predicted model, not a curated record. The transcript is spliced from 2 exons. Bases 1 to 267 code for a protein of 88 amino acids.